Salvia miltiorrhiza (redroot sage) is the source of this 1329-nucleotide messenger RNA. RefSeq lists its product as uncharacterized. The record is from RefSeq and is a predicted model, not a curated record. The transcript has a single exon. Lineage: Eukaryota; Viridiplantae; Streptophyta; Magnoliopsida; Lamiales; Lamiaceae. Bases 139 to 1215 code for a protein of 358 amino acids.
GAAUCCUAAUCCCCAAGUAAUUCGUGUCGCUCCACUCUAGUUUAUAUAAACACAUACAAUCCUAGCAUCGGAAGCCACAGCACUCGCAGAGAAAGAGUCCUUAAUUUGAGUCGGUGGUUGUGGAGUGAUUACACAAGAAUGGCAGCGACAGAUGUGACGCAAGUAGGGAUUAAUUUUGAAGGGCAACACUAUGUUGACAGUUUUCCGAAAUUAGAGAAAAGAGGGAGAAUUCCCAAAAGACAAAGACCAUCAACUGCUGCACCACAAGAGAAGUUGGGAGAGCAACAAAUUCUAGUUGAAGAUCACUGCUGCCGGGAAUCAACGCAUGUCGAGGAAGAAACUGCAGUGGCCGAUCAAGAAGAAGAACACCAGAAAUCGAAUGAUGAAGAAAAAGAGUUGGAGAAUGUUGGCUUUGACGAGCACCAUAAAUCAGAUGAAGCACCUCAAGAAGAGAAAGAUUGGGUCGUCACUGCAACUCAAGAAAUUCCCCUGAAAUCUGUGGAAGAAGGAAAUCCGGCGGAAGAGACAGAAACUUCAACUAAUGAGGAAGAUGAUUAUCUCUUCUUUGGAACAUUCCGAUCCCUGAUUCGGAUUGCUGCAGGAAAUCAAGAAGAGAGAGAAGCUCCAGUUGAGGAAUCGAACGAUGGUGCCCACGAGAGAGAAAUCAUCCAACAAAACAAGAUGGAGGAUGUUUGCGUUGAUGAGCAGCAGAAAUCGGAUGCCCAGAUUAUGACUAGUAGUCAAGAAUCAACUCAACAAGAAGAAGAGGGUGUUGUUUCUCAACUCCCAAAUUAUGUGGAAAAUCCCCACAAACCAACUACUGAUGUGGAAGAGAAAGAAAUCUCUGAUAGUGAAGUGCAGAAAUCAACUACAGAUGUGGUGGAAGGUGGAGCUCAAGAGAAACAAACUACAGAUAUGGAAGAGAAAGAAGGUGGGGCUCAAGAGAAACAAACUACAGAUGUGGAAGAGAAAGAAGGUGGAGCUCAAGCUGAUGAGAGAGAAACAACUGAUCCGGAAGUCGUGGCAAGCGGAGAGACAGAAAAUAAAGAAUCAGACUCGGCGGCAGCAGCAGUGGAAGAGACACCGUUGCAAAAAAUCGAUGCGAGAGAGGAAGAGAUGAGUUUUGGAGGGAAAAAUUACGAUGACCAUUUCCCGAAAAUAGAGAGGAAGCAGAGAAUUACAAAAAGAGAGAGGCGGGGAGAGUUUCAAAAUUAAGAUUUCUUCUUUGUUUUUUCAAGAUAGUAGCUCAUCUGGUCAUUGCUUUUUGAGGUUCUUUUAGAAGUAGGAGUAUAUUUAUUUAUUUUAUAGUAUAUUUCGUUUAUUGCUGUA